AUGGGUUUUACGCAACCUUUCCCUGUAACUUGUAUUAAUAUACUUUCCUCCCUCUUAUGCACCUCUAAAAGGAAACUCUGUCUUUCCACUGCAAAACUCAACCGAGACAAUGACCCAUUGCUCCUUUCUGCCACUGCUUCUGCUUCUCUUCGUUACCAUGAAUCUCUUCGACCAGAGCCUCUGUUUCUAGACCCAUAUGCUGGUUGUUUUGUCCCUGAUAAUACACCCGAGGAUGUGAUUCGGGACUUGCAUCCCUAUUGUCUUGCAACCAAGUUCAUUGAUGAUAAGCUGCUUCAUACAGUGAGUCUUAGUGAUGAACUAAAGCAGCUAGUUUUGUUGACUGAUGGCAUGGAUACACGCCCAUACAGACUCCAGUGGCCCAAUUCGACCAUAAUAUUUGACAUAUCCCCUGAAAGUGUAUUUAAAUUUGCAGCUGAGAAGCUUAAAGAUGCUGGGGCUAAGAUCCCCAAAGGUUGCAUAUUCUGGCAUAUUCCACAGGAGGCAUCUGAAUUGGAGAAGGCUAUUCAAUUAAAGGGCUAUCGUGGUAGUAGACCAAGCAUAUGGGUCCUACAGGGAUUUCCAAUGAUGACACUGGCAAAUUUUCAAGAGGUUUUGUCAAUGAUUAGCAGCUUGGCCAUGAAGGGAUCUCUUUUUGUGGGAGAACUUCCUGCCUGCUUAGCUGAGACAGAAACAGAAAUCAAGUCUCUUGCACAGUCCAAUACAAGGCAAUGGGUGGAUAAACUAUUCAUGAGCAAGGGAUUUCGGGUGGAAAUAAUCAACUAUGAAGGGGUUGCAGGGAGUUAUGGUAAAGAUUUUGCAACAGGGCACAACAAUAGAAUACUGUUUGUUGCAGAACAGUUGUUACAUUCUGAUGAUCAGAUGGAAUCAUGGAGACGAGAAUUCCAAAGGAUAGAGAAUGAAGGAGACGAAGACGGUUUUGAGGAGUUAUAG
Messenger RNA from Sphenostylis stenocarpa, 951 nucleotides. The record is from the annotation of a GenBank genome assembly. Lineage: Eukaryota; Viridiplantae; Streptophyta; Magnoliopsida; Fabales; Fabaceae.